Harpia harpyja (harpy eagle) is the source of this 6509-nucleotide messenger RNA. RefSeq names its product zinc finger protein 280D (gene ZNF280D). NCBI's taxonomy places the organism in Eukaryota, Metazoa, Chordata, Aves, Accipitriformes, Accipitridae. The coding region runs from base 229 to 3276 and encodes 1015 amino acids. The transcript is spliced from 21 exons. Gene Ontology annotation, biological process: regulation of DNA-templated transcription. The record is from RefSeq and is a predicted model, not a curated record. Gene Ontology annotation, molecular function: RNA polymerase II cis-regulatory region sequence-specific DNA binding; DNA-binding transcription factor activity, RNA polymerase II-specific.
CCUCCCCUGGCGGCGGCUGAGGUGGGGCGCCCCGUUUCGGCGAUGUGAGGCGGCUCCGCCAGCGCGGCUGCCUCCCAUCCCCCCGCCAGCCCGGGAGGAAAGGAGCGGGGCGGCCUGCCGCAGGCCUCGCCGGACGCGCAGUACGUCUCAAGAUGGCAGAAUUAUUUAUGGAAUGUGAAGAAGAGGAGCUAGAACCAUGGCAAAAGAGAGUGAAAGAAGUGGAGGAGGAUGAUGAUGAUGAUGAUGAGCCAAUCUUUGUUGGGGAAAUCUCAAGCUCGAAGCCAGCUAGUACAUCUAUGGAAGAAUGACCUCAGUUCUUCUCUGGCUUAUAUAUUGAACAGAGUCAACCUCAGCUCAUCACGAAGGGGGAUACAGAAUGGUGCACCCAGUAGAGGUACAGUUGCUACAUUCAAGCCUGACAGUCACCAUUAUGCGACACCUGCCUCCAGCCCCAGUGCCAUGCCUGUUUCAUCAGUCUUUCAGUCUGUAUCCAGACCUACAACUAGUUCUGUAGCAGUUCAGCCAUUGUCUAUACCAGUGAAUGUUUCAGGAACUUCACAAACACUGCAGAGACCAGUUGCUGGAUGUUUAUCAACACAACAGAUGCCUGGGUCAAGUUCUGGAAUAUCACAGCCUGUUAGCAGACCUGUAACCAUUCCAGUGACGACACAACCAGUAUCAAGAAAUAUCACGGUUCCAGUAGUGGCUCAACCUGUAUCCAGGCCAGUGACUACUGUAACAGCACAGCCUGUAAUACUCAAUCAGGAUUAUAUUAUGGAUUCUCCACCAGCUGCACCAGAUAAUACAUCUGGUAUACUGUUUGGUGUGAGACAGAACUCGGGAGUUCCACAGUACGAGACUGGGCCAGCAGUGAAUGUAACAGGUCUCAAUGAGAGUGUUUUUGUAUCUAAGCGUCCUGCUACUUCUGAUGGCAACAGUGUAACUCCAAAAAAGGCCAAGCCUAAUGAGGUUGGUGCUGGAAGCAAUUCAGCUGUUUCACCUACAGUUAACUCUCCAACAGUAAGACCAUCACAAAAUGUAUCUUCAAAAGGUACAAAUGCUGCAUCAAGCACCAUUAAAAAUGGAGGACCUUUUCCACGAGCUUGUCCAAAGUGCAAUAUUCAUUUCAAUCUUAUGGAUCCUCUAAAAAAUCAUAUGAAGUAUUGUUGUCCAGAUAUGGUAAAUAACUUUUUUCUGGGAAUGGCGAAAACAGAAUGUGUGAGCACAACAAGCAAGACUGCUGAAUCUGAGAAAGGAAAAUUGAUUAUGUUAGUUAAUGACUUUUAUUAUGGGAAACAUGAAGGUGACACCCAGCAGAUACAAAAGGAGCAGAAGACACAUACGACAUUUAAGUGCUUCAGUUGUCUGAAAGUUCUUAAAAAUAACAUAAGGUUUAUGAACCACAUGAAGCAUCACUUAGAGCUUGAGAAGCAGAGCAGUGAAAGUUGGGAAAGCCAUACCACCUGCCAGCACUGUUACCGUCAGUUUCCCACCCCAUUCCAGCUGCAGUGCCACAUUGAAAGUACACACACGCCUUAUGAGUCAUCUACCAUUUGUAAAAUCUGUGAAUUAUCCUUUGAAACAGAGCAAGUUCUUUUGCAACAUAUGAAGGACAAUCAUAAGCCAGGUGAAAUGCCGUAUGUUUGCCAGGUAUGCAACUACAGAUCCUCAGCUUUUUCAGAUGUAGAAACACAUUUUAGAACAGUUCAUGAAAAUACAAAACAUUUGCUAUGCCCAUUUUGUCUCAAAGUAAUUAAAAUCGGAGCACCGUAUAUGCAUCAUUACAUGAGGCAUCAGAAAAAAGGAAUAUACCGUUGCACUAAGUGCAGACUGCAAUUUUUGACAUGCAAAGAAAAAAUGGAUCACAAGACUCAGCAUCACCGAACAUUUAGGAAACCCAAACAGUUAGAAGGAUUGCCUCCUGGAACAAAGGUGACUAUUCGAGCAUCUGUUGGAUCUCUUCAAUCAGGAUCAUCAGCUACAUCUUCUGUUAGUACAAGCAGUUCCACAUUUCAGUUAUCACCUAAAGCUAAAAAUACAACCACUAAAAAUCAUAACAAAUCUAAUACAAAUAAGUCAAAAGCAAAAUCAAAACCAACUACAUCAAAGAAGCAAAAUGCAUGGACCAACAGCAAAAAAAAAAAAGAAGUUACAAAUACGGCAUUGCAUAAUUUAAGGUAUCGUCUGGGAGCUCACAAAUGCAUUGAGUGUUACUCGGAAAUAAAAGAUUUUGCAAGCCAUUUUCCUGCUUAUGUCCACUGUAGCUUAUGCAGAUACAACACUAGCUGUAGCAAAGCCUAUGUGAAUCACAUGAUGAGUUUUCACAGUGCUCGUCCAAGUAAAAGAUUUUGGAUCUAUAAGAAGCAUUCAGAAGAGCUACGAGGUGUGACUGUAGUGUGUCUUAACUGUGAUUUCCUGACUGAUGUUUCUGGCUUAGAUAGCAUGGCCGCACAUCUGAGUGAAAGCCACACUCAUACUUGUCAAGUUAUUAUAGAGAAAGUUUCUGUAGAUAUCCCAACUGCUGAACAAGUAUCUGAGUUAAAGACCGAAAUCUCCAUUAGAGAGAGAGAAGCUAAGUUGGAGAAAAUUUCAAGACCUAGUUUAUCUGAAGGAAAAACAGAAACACCAACUUUUGAAAGCAAACAAGAGCAUGACUCUUCAGAUGAAACAAAAGAAUGCAAUAGAAAUCAAAGUAAAAAAGUUGCAUCGGUUGAAAAGAAUGAAGAAAACUCAUCACUGUCAAAUGCAGAAAAUGUUCCUAGUUUGGAACUCCUUGACAACAGCUCAAAGAAUUCUUUGCAUGAGAAAGGAGCAUGUUGUGAUUCAGAUAAUAACAAACAAUUAGUAGAUGAGAAACAAAAAUCUAUUCAUGAUGAAAGUGAGUUGAAAAAUUGCCAAAGUUCAGGUAACGUUAUCUUGAGUGAGCAGACUAAAGUACGUAGCUUGGAUGAAACUACACUUUCAGCAAUGAACGCAAGGGACUUAAAACUAACAUUGGGUCAAGAUGUUAGUUUUGAGCAGUUCUUGAGAAAAAGAGAUGAACCUGAAUCCAUUAGUUCAGACAUUAGUGAACAAGGCAGUAUUCAUUUGGAGCCUUUGACUCCAUCAGAGGUACUAGAGCAUGAAGCUACUGAAAUUCUUCAAAAAGGUAAUGUUGCACCUUCAUCAAAGAAAGCUGGACAACUCUCUGAACAAACAGAUGAGGCUUCUAAAGAAAGCAGUCCCAACAGAAUGGAAACAACUGUAAACAAGACAGAUGAAAAUGAAGCAAGCUGAAAUUUUUUUAAUUUUAUUGUUUGUUAUAAACAAUGGUAAGAACACCAUGGACCAUUCCUGAUGAGUGUGCUCACUGAUGCUAAUUAUUAAAAAUAAAAAGGGGAGGGGAGUGGGAAGGAGAGAAAGAGACUCUAAAGGGAAGUUUUCCAUAUGAAGAUAGCAUGUAUGUGUAUGUACAAAUGAAUUAACUAAAUUUACAAAAGGUAACAUGUUCAAAUAUAUCUUCCUGUCUCUUGGAUGUGAUAUAUCUUAUUAGAUUGACAUUUGAAAGGACGAGUAAAUUCUAAUUUUUAUAGUUAACUAGCCCAUGAUAAGGUGAUUUGUUUGCCAAGAAAAUAUUUUUUUAAAUCCUUCAGUGUGAAUAUCACUAAACAGUGGAAUUCAGUAUGAAUUCACUUCUGAUGCUGAAAUGGAGCACACUUGUAAUGAUGGUUAUUGGUCUGCUGAUAAUUUGGGUAAACAUAAACCUUUGGACUUGGUGUCACAUUCCUGUCUGUAAAAGCAUGUAAACAGAAUUAUAUGAAUCUAUGCACCUCUGUACAGGUGUAAUCCUGCCAGGCUGUAAGCUUACCUUAAUAAACUUUCAGUGAAAGUGGAAUUAUUACAAUAAAAAUAUAUAUUUGUGGGGGUUUCAGUGUGCAGGCUGUGCAGAAAUACCGAACAUAAUUGUAUAAAGUAGAACGUACUGCUGAAAGUACUGUAGCUGUUAGGCUUUUACCAUUGUUUUAAUUAUUCUUAGCCAUAGACCCGUAGGAAUGGUCUGUAAGUCACACCAAAGUACGGUUUAAUGUAAAAACUGUUUUAAGCAAAAGGAAGGAAAACCCCAAACUGGAAACACCAAUAGGCAUGUAUUCUGCCAUUUUGCAGCUGCUACUGGCUAACUGUUACAAGAAGGACACAAGGGCAUAUAAAGUAGAAUUGUACAGUUCAAUUUCAGGACUUUUUGUACAAAGUCUAAAUUGUGUACAGGAAGAUGGCUGCUCAUUUUGGUUUUGUUUUUUUGUUUUUUUGUCUUCUAGUUAGCAGCUAGCUGUAGGAAUGCAUAUAUUAACGGUAGCUUGCUUUUAUGACUUCAUUGCUCCAUUUGAAACAUUCAGAAUGUGCUUUUGACUUCAGUUUUGUUUCUAAUGAAUGUUAAAUGUUUUGAACAGCUGUUAAAGCACUGCUGUAAAUUAUUACUUUUUGAGUAAAUAUUUGCAACAAAAUUUUGUCUUUGUGCAUAAUUUUAUGCUCAGCUUGAAACUUUGGGCAUAGUCUUCCCACAUUUUUUUUAAAGAUUUAGUGACAGUUCCCAAAAACUACUUCAUUUUAAAAUUGUGAAUUUGAGACUUAUGUGGGUUUUUUUGUUUGGUUGUGGUUUGUUGCGGGGGGGGGGGGGGGGGGUUGUUUUUUAGAAUUAAAUGAGCAAGUGCCUCUGCAUAAACGUAUUUUUGUAGCUGUGUAUUGUGGUAAGAUGUGCUAACUUUUCCAGAUUACAUAGAGAUAUUUUUCUGGGCCAUUAGCAUGCAACUGAAGUCUACUCUGUCCUCCUAGGUUAACUGGGCUCAGCUGCUAAAUGAGUCUAAUCAGCAACAGUAUUAAAAUUUAGAGACCAUCCAGCUUAUUGUUGGAGCCUCUAAAUAAACAACAUCAAUCUCAACAUCUCAAAAGUUUCUUCAAACUCUAAAGAGUUAUAUGACUUAAAUUUUGAAUUGCAUCUUAAUUUUCAUCCAUGCAGGUUUAGAAGACUUUUAAAAAGAAAAGUGGAACGGUUUACGUAGUCACAGCUCCUCAAGAUCUGCCACUUUAAGAACUUCAAAUAACAAGACACACGAAAAAGCUGAGAGCAAUAAGUUGCAGUAUUCUUUUGUUUUUUAAAGAUUUUAGUGAAAUCGUUAACUCGAGGCAUGAUUAACCACUCUGAUGUCUUCAUACAUAUACACGUGGAAGAUUGUAAAAUACAGCAUCACAAUGAGGACAGUUUAAAGGACUUAAUCAGCUAUGGAACUUGAUGUGUAUGCUACUGAAGGAGUUCCUGAAUGUAUCUGUGUUUAAACCCAGAGAAAUCUCUAUAGUAUUUUUAAUCUGAUUGAUGAUCUUCCAUGUAAAUAAUAUAUUUUGAAUAACACUCUGAUAUGUGGUGUUGGAAAAGAUUAAGUUCAGCUGGAACCAGUUGUAUGAUACUUGCUUGUAAAUUCCUCACAUUUGUCUUUUAUUAUGCAAUUAAAUUUUUAAAACAUUUACCAUUUUAAUAAUAAGAAUUUGGAAGAAUUUGGCCACGCACUGUUGAGAAAUGUUGGAAAAUAAAACUCGGAUUGGAAAAUCUGCAUAUUUGGCAGAAGUAUGUAUAUAUUCUCAGAUACUUAAUAUGUAAAGCAUUGUUUGUUUCAAACCAUGUAAAGAGCGCUUAUACAAAAGGUAAUAUUAGGUAUAAAACACCCAAAUAUCUAGUAAUCCUUUCAAAGGAAGAGGUGAGAGAGAACUGGAUUGUUCUAGCAAGACCCAUCAGAUAGGUUUAAAUAGGCAAGUAAGGUAUAUCAUGAAAACAGUGGCAUGGUAUUUUUGUGAAGGAGAAAAACUAAAAUUCACUACAGUUUUUCCUAUAUGAAGUUAUUCAUUUGCUGACUAAACACUGUAGGAGACUGCAUAAUUGUGAAGAUUAAUCUCUGUCAUGUUAUUUGGGAGGUUUCCUAGAGAUAAGUUAAACUGGUACUUUUGGCUGAAGUCAAUCCAGAAGAUCAAGUUACAUUGAAUGUACUUUAAGUUAUUUGAACGCAACUGCAUAUAAUUCAGUUUUUUGUUUGAGUCAUUUAAAAGUUUUUUUUUUUCCCCAUCCAGUCAUUAGUAGUUCUUAUUCUGUGCCACCUCUCUUUUUGUACUUGGGAAGACAUUUUACCUCAAGUUUUCAUUGUCUUACCAGAAAACAGUAACUUAAAGUUAAUUCUUGGUAUCCAUACUAGAAUCACAAUUUCCUCUGAUCUCAAGAGGUUUACCAUAUUUGCUUGAAUAACCAUUGCAGGUUGUUUAGAUAACAUUAAUUUUUAAGGAAAUCGUAUGCCUUGUGUAUGCUAUCUUAAUUAUUUGCAUUUAAUGGAAAACUGUUGUCAUUAUUAGCUUAUGGUCAGUGAGUGUUCAGUGACUUGGAGCUUCAAGUGCAGCCAACAUCUCAGUUUGCCUUGUGCAGUUUGGAAAAGAAACUUCAGCUUACCUGCGGUUCAGUUUUUCUUUAACAGAAUGGAUGAGUAAACCCAGGG